GCUUCCUCAACCCGUCGCCUGCGCAGCUGAAGGACCUCACCGACCUGGUGGACCACUUUGCUGCGCGCUCCAUGCACGCUGAGGACGCCAGCCUGGUGUCGCACGGGAACCCGCUCCUGCUGCCAAAGCAUCACCGGAUCGCUAACUCAGUUAGCAAUUUGACUCGUCCUUACGGCAGAAGGGACCCGGGUACGAAUCCGGAUAAAAGCCCAAUUAUGCAAAAGGCGAAAGAUUGGUGCGAAACUGAUUGGUGAUCCCACGAACGAUAGGUAAUUGCCCUUAGUGGCAAUUGCGGGCUUAUGCCCGCUGCAACCUAGAAAGGUCGUGGUGCAGAAGUCCGAUUUAGUGGCGAGGUCCAAGGUUCAAGACAAGGCUCAAGAUCCAAGGCUCGAGGAGGAGCGCCAUGGCUCCUCGGUUUGCACGAACUGGCAGUGCUCCACUACUAUAACGCGGCGUUUCCCUAGCUCGAUAUGCUAGGUGUGCAGGCUUGGACGUAGUGGACUUUGAAGAGCGGCCUAGGACAUGGAGGUUGUAGUUUGGAGGUUGUGACUCUUUCGUGGCCGGCAACCCUGGAAGAUGCUCACCCGGGCGCUGCUUACUCAUGUGCGCCCGGACUCCGCCACCACGUGGGCGUGGGUGUACAGCGACGCGCCGGCGCCCGCGGGGCUGCCUGCCCGGCUGGCGGCCGCGGUCGGCCACGUGCGGAGCGCGGGCGUGGAACAGCAUCCACUGCAGCCAGCCACUCAGCCGCCAGCGGCGCCGCCACAGUGGCGGGUUAGCCUGGACCAGCUGUGGGUGGCUAACGCUGCGGGGGCUGUGUCCUACGUCCACUACACGGGGCGGCUCUUGGAGCCUGGGCCUGGCGUGCUGCCCCCGGGGGUGGAUGGGGCGUGGCAGCCUGCCUGUGUGCUGCAGCAUCGCAAGCCGCGGCACCUGUGGACCUUUGAAGAGCGGGCGGCGUACGAUGCAGCAUCACCAGGGGACCGGGCGGGGGCGUGGCCUCGGGCGCCGUACUUCCUGGCGCCGGAGGCUGGGGUGGUGGUGCACCCGGAGCACUGCCGGAUUGCGGGUGUCAGCUUAGCAGACUACACGGUGCGGGACGUGCGGCGGGCCAUCACCGCGGCCAACCCGGCCGCACCUCCGGCUCCGGCCCGCCCCGCAGCCAUGCCGUGCCCGGCGCCAGCUCAGCAGGCGGGGGGGUCGGGGCCCCAGCCGGCGGCACAGUCGCGGCUGGCGAAGCAAGAGGCGGAGUGGCAGCGUGCAGCGGCGCAGCUGACCACCACAGCGGCGCAGCAUUUCCACAAUAACCCGGUGGCUCUGGACCCCUGGCUCCACCGCACCUCCACGGCAGCCGGGCUGCAGAACACGCCAGAGGGGGGGUCCCUAACCGCAAGAACCACCACCACCGUGGGUAUGUGGGCCUCAGGCCUGCGGGGGGCGGGCGCGCUGCUGUGGAGCACUUUGCGGGCCACCUUCUUGUACGCCGUCUGGUGUGCGUACUGGUCCCGCGAGCCUGCUAAGCAGACGUCGGAGCAUGUGGUUUGGGAGGUGGUCAGCGAGCUGCGCAGGGUGAUGCAGCUGCGUUUCACUGCCGCCACGCUAACCCCUGACACCCUGUCGGCUCUGCCCACUCAGCUUCUCACCGCACAGCUCAAGGCGGCUAAGCUGGAGCACUUUCUUGCCAUCUGGUCGGCGGGUGGCGCGCUUUGUGAAGUGGAGGAGGUUCAGGGCCCUUGCCCACACACGGGGGUGCCGUUUACCACUGGCGCCGUGACGCACCUGGGUGUGCCCCUGUCGUGGGACUCUGAGGCGGCUGCAGCUGACUUGUACACCCGGCGGGCUCGCGGCAUGGCGUUUGUGGCGCGUCUGUGGGCUGCCCUGUCUCUGACUCUCGUUGGCCGUGUGCACAUUGCGAAGCAGGUGCUGGCGGCGAAGCUGGCCUACCACUUCAGCUUCCUCAACCCGUCGCCUGCGCAGCUGAAGGAACUCACCGACCUGGUGGACCACUUUGCUGCGCGCUCCAUGCACGCUGAGGACGCCAGCCUGGUGUCGCACGGGAACCCGCUCCUGCUGCCAAAGCGGGAAACGGCAUGUCUGACGUACAAGGAUGGGGGUGUCAACCACGUCGACCUGCCUACGUUCCUGUCUGCCCUGCAAGCUAAGACUUUCGCCCUCCUUGCCCAGCCAGGCCGGCAACCCUGGAAGAUGCUCACCCGGGCGCUGCUUACUCAUGUGCGCCCGGACUCCGCCACCACGUGGGCGUGGGUGUACAGCGACGCGCCGGCGCCCGCGGGGCUGCCUGCCCGGCUGGCGGCCGCGGUCGGCCACGUGCGGAGCGCGGGCGUGGAACAGCAUCCACUGCAGCCAGCCACUCAGCCGCCAGCGGUGCCGCCACAGUGGCGGGUUAGCCUGGACCAGCUGUGGGUGGCUAACGCUGCGGGGGCUGUGUCCUAAGUCCACUACACGGGGCGGCUCUUGGAGCCUGGGCCUGGCGUGCUGCCCCCGGCGGUGGAUGGGGCGUGGCAGCCUGCCUGUGUGCUGCAGCAUCGCAAGCCGCGGCACCUGUGGACCUUUGAAGAGCGGGCGGCGUACGAUGCAGCAUCACCAGGGGAACGGCCGGGGGCGUGGCCUCGGGCGCCGUACUUCCUGGCGCCGGAGGCUGGGGUGGUGGUGCACCCGGAGCACUGUCGGAUUGCGGGUGUCAGCUUGGCGGACUACACGGUGCGGGAAAUAGAAAUAGAAAUAGAGACACCCUGCCGUAGGCAAGUGGUGUGAAUUAAGGGAGUGGGGGGAGAUGAGGAGGUGGGCCAGGCCCGCCUCCUGUACGCCCCCACUACCGAGCAUGUGAAGGCGGGCGUGCAGGCCAGGCCUGCACCCCGCCAGGAUGUUACGUCCCGCCCGGGUCGCCAGGUGGCAGUCCCCGUUCGAGACGCCGUCUGGUCAAGACAAUGUGGUUGAGGGUGGCGACUGCGUGGUCGUGUAGGGUGUCGCAGCACUGCCUGGCUUUGUGGGAAGUGACGCCCAGGGAGGUGAGGAGGGGAUGGAGGUCCUUGCGGAUUGUGCCUGCAAAUCCGAGGCUGAUUGCGCUCUGCGGGGUGUAUUGCACUUUCCAUCCCGCUUCCCGCAGGUCGGCUGCAAGUGCCUGGUGCUGUUGUGCUUUUUCGUGUUGCUUGGCGGCGUGGUUCGUGUCGGCGGUGUAUCCUGCUUCGAUGAUGUGGAUGGUGUCGCGUUCGCUGGGAAACACGACAAAGUCUGGGUUUAGGGCUGCGGCGAGGGAGAUGGAAGGGAUUAGUAGGAUGUCGGGGCGGUAAUGUAGGUGGCGUCCUGCUGGUUUGCCCUCCUGGUCGGGGAGCAGCCACGGCGGCAGGCGGUUGUCAGCCGCGUAGUCUGGCAGAUCGGCUUUAGACGUGGCGUCCAUUACCAUGUAGCAGCCGCCGCAGUCACCACGGGAGAUGGCUCGUGCGAUGGUCUGGACUGCAAUGUUGUGUCGUUUA
Molecule: messenger RNA, 3494 nt
Organism: Chlamydomonas reinhardtii
Lineage: Eukaryota; Viridiplantae; Chlorophyta; Chlorophyceae; Chlamydomonadales; Chlamydomonadaceae
Exons: 4
Coding region: 577-2454 (625 amino acids)
Source: RefSeq, a predicted model, not a curated record